AUGAAGUGGUCCAUCGAGAUCAUUCCACGAGAUGCAGAAGGAGAGGAGCUGUACCUGAGAGGCCUCAAACCCUUUCGUCUCGCCUCCCUUCAGCUUGAGCCAAAAGCAUUUUCCUCAACUUUCGACCGCGAGUCUGCCUUUGGCAACGCUGAGUGGCUGGCUCGUCUGCACAACCCGGCCGCUACCACUUUCAUAGCCCGCCGCGAUGACACCAACGCUGCCGAGAGUGCGCACUUCAAAGUACUUUCCUCCCUGACACUGCUUAGAGUUGUCAAAGGGGGCGGUGAUGACGAUAGCACUGCGCUCUGGGAAGUGAAUGCCGUCUUUACUCUGCCGGAUGCUCGACGGAGGGGAAUUGCUACCGCCUUGCUCAAGGAAGCGAUGUGCUGGGCCCGGAAGUCAGCGGAAGCAGAGGAGCGACUGUGUGUUGUGGCAGUGGACGUUUACCUAGCCAACACAACUGCUGCGAGGCUUUACCGGACGAUUGGGUUUAGCGAUGUAGAAAUGCCGGAUGGUAAAAAUGUGCUGCGGCUCGAAUGGAAAUGUUGA
Molecule: messenger RNA, 549 nt
Organism: Pyricularia pennisetigena
Lineage: Eukaryota; Fungi; Ascomycota; Sordariomycetes; Magnaporthales; Pyriculariaceae
Exons: 2
Coding region: 1-549 (182 amino acids)
Molecular function (GO): acyltransferase activity, transferring groups other than amino-acyl groups
Source: RefSeq, a predicted model, not a curated record